This is a messenger RNA of Cucumis melo (muskmelon), 1756 nucleotides long. RefSeq names its product transcription factor MYB44-like. The transcript has a single exon. Lineage: Eukaryota; Viridiplantae; Streptophyta; Magnoliopsida; Cucurbitales; Cucurbitaceae. Gene Ontology annotation, biological process: regulation of DNA-templated transcription. The record is from RefSeq and is a predicted model, not a curated record. Gene Ontology annotation, cellular component: nucleus. Gene Ontology annotation, molecular function: RNA polymerase II cis-regulatory region sequence-specific DNA binding; DNA-binding transcription factor activity, RNA polymerase II-specific. Bases 642 to 1451 code for a protein of 269 amino acids.
CUACACACCUUUCCUUCCCCGGAUUCUCUUACUUUCCCUCUCUCUCUCUCUCUCUCUCUCUCUUUUUUUGUUUGUCGUUUUCCUAACCCCACCUCUCUCCACCUUCUUCCGUGCGUCCUUUUCGGAUGUAAAAUAUCCCUAAUAAAACCAAUUUUGGGUUUGGGUUUGGGUUUGGGUUUGGGUUUGGUAAAUGCUAUACAGCCUGUCUAACCUCAGUCAAAUUCGUCUCCUCCCAAUCCCAUCCCCAUUCCCCAACUCCCAACCGUAUCCUUCUUCUUUUCUUUUAUUUUAUUUUAUUUUAUUUUCUCCAUUCCUUAACUAAUAAUUCUCUUUACUAUACCCCCAAAGCAAAGCCAAGUCGGUUUUCACAAAACACCUUCAUAAUACGUGUGCUCCUCUCGCCACCGUUACAUGACGCGUGUCCCUUUGACAGCUGUUUUCUCUUCUUUUUGUUUAUUUAUAUUUUGCAUUUUCUACUAACUGAAACGGCUAUCACCUGUCCUCACCACUUAUAUAAUCCCCUUCUUCCUUUUCUUCCUUUUUCUCUCUUCUUCUCUAUAUUACAACAAAACAUUACACGCUUGAGGGCUACGCCUCCUCUCCUUCUUCUCCUCUCUUUUACUACUCUUCCCUCAUUUUUAAUGGCUACCACUGACCGUAUUAAGGGUCCUUGGAGUCCCGAUGAGGAUGAGUUACUCCGCCGUCUCGUCCAUAACUACGGCCCUAGGAAUUGGUCUCUUAUUAGCAAGUCUAUCUCUGGUCGAUCUGGUAAAUCCUGUCGUCUUAGGUGGUGUAAUCAGCUUUCCCCUGAAGUGGAGCACCGUCCCUUUACUCCUGAUGAGGAUGAUACUAUUAUCCAGGCUCACUCCAGAUUUGGUAACAAGUGGGCCACCAUUGCUCGUCUUCUUAAUGGUCGCACCGACAACGCUAUCAAAAACCACUGGAACUCUACUCUCAAGCGUAAAUCUUCAUCCUCUGCCCCUGAAGAUGACCAUCCUCUUAAGAGAUCCGCCAGUGUUGGUGCUCCCCCUUUGUAUUUUAAUCCCAGUAGUCCAUCUGGGUCCGACUUGAGCGAUUCUAGUCUCUCUGGAAUGUCUUCUUCCCAGGUCUGUAAGACUUUCCCGCCCGUUCCUCUGAUUUCUCAUUCAAAUCAGCACCCCAUGGAGACAACUUCCAUCGAUCCUCCCACCUCUCUCACGCUCUCUCUCCCUGGAUCCGACUCUGGCGAGGCACCUAAACACAUGUCGGAAGGCAAUCAUCAGAGUGGGAAGAAGGCGGGGAUUGAGAAACAGUUCUUCAGUGCGGAGUUCUUGGGUGUGAUGCAAGAAAUGAUUAGAAAAGAAGUGCAGAGCUACAUGUCUGGGAUGGAACAGAAUGGGCUGUGUUUGCAGACGGAGGCUAUCACGAACGCAGUCGUAAAACGGAUUGGAAUAAGAAAGAUUAGAAAUUAGAUGACGAAGAAGUCAUCGGCUUUCCUUACGCCGCCGCCGCUCCAAUCUCUCGAAGGCUCACCCUUUUCUGUUUAUUAUUUUUUUUUCUUUUUUUUUUUUUUUUCUUUUCUCCUUUUCCGCAUCCCCAAAACUAUAGAAGGGAAUAAAUUUUGGUAGUGUACAUAAGGAAGAACAAGAAAAUUGGGGGUCUGGGUUGAAAUGAACAACGUAGAGAAGAAUUUCAAAUAUAUAUAUAUAUCGUAUAUGAAUGAUAGAGCUUAGAUCAUCGGUUCAAGAGGGUGAUCUUUUGGCAAGUUUAUGCAAAA